AUGGAGGUGGAGGAGGAGGAAAGACGCUCUCCACACGAUCAUGUGGAUCGGUGUGUUCCCGAGAGCUUCUUUGAUCGCGUAACGCAAGGGUUACGCGACGACCACGAACAUGAGCGGGACAGGCGUCUCCAAAUGGCGGACACUGCCUUGAAGCAUCGAGCUGAGUUUGCCUUUGAUCAGCUCGAGAACGAGAGAUCUCUGACAUCUCUUCGUGACGAGCUAAGGGUAGCUCGUGGGAUUGUUGAUCGGUCUCGGGAUGAGAUAGAUGCUCUUCAGACCCUUGUUGAUGCCCACCAUCGGGAGCACAAGGCUCUCUGCGAGAUGCUUGAGCGCAAGGGCGUUCUUCAUCGGAAGAAGCAGCGUACUGAUGGUACGGCUUAA
Molecule: messenger RNA, 381 nt
Organism: Peronospora matthiolae
Lineage: Eukaryota; Oomycota; Peronosporomycetes; Peronosporales; Peronosporaceae
Source: the annotation of a GenBank genome assembly